Salvia miltiorrhiza (redroot sage) is the source of this 2223-nucleotide messenger RNA. RefSeq names its product RNA demethylase ALKBH10B-like. Gene Ontology annotation, biological process: mRNA catabolic process. Gene Ontology annotation, molecular function: mRNA binding; demethylase activity. The transcript has 7 exons. NCBI's taxonomy places the organism in Eukaryota, Viridiplantae, Streptophyta, Magnoliopsida, Lamiales, Lamiaceae. The record is from RefSeq and is a predicted model, not a curated record. The coding region runs from base 367 to 1920 and encodes 517 amino acids.
AGUAUGAUAUUAUUUCUUGUUUUAUCUUACCUAUAUAUAUUGAGAUAUGAAUGAGAAGCUUAAGUAAAAUAAAGUACAUAAUUAAUUUCCCAAAUUUGGCUUAGAUGCCCCAGCAAACCACAUUAAUUCCACCUAAACCCCGAGAUCCUAACCCUCGCUUUCGUCACCACCUUUUUCUCGUGUUUUUCCGCUCUCCACACUAACCAAUUUCUCUCACAUUUUCAGCUUCAUUUUCAACAAUAUAACUCCGAACAAAUCUAACCAAAUACACACUAACAACGAUUCAUCGCAAAUUUGAUUCAAUAAUACUCACACACAAUCCGCAUUUUCCAAUUUUUCUUUUCGCCGACGUGAAUAUUCGCUGAUAUGGCGCCGGCGGCCGGCGUAUUGUUACAGGGCGACCGGGUCCCGGCAAAGCCGAUGGUGGUGCCGCAGCUUCGGUCGGCGCCAGUGCCGGAGGUUGUCGCCAAGGACGCUAUCAUCGCGUGGUUCCGCGGCGAAUUCGCGGCGGCGAACGCCAUCAUCGACGCACUCUGCAGCCACCUGCAGGAGCUGGAGAGCAUCGGCAGAGGGGCGGAUUACGGAUCGGUCUUUGCGGCGAUUCAUCACCGGCGGCUGAAUUGGGUGCCGAUCCUUCAGAUGCAGAAGUACUACCCGAUUGUUGAUGUGAUGGCGGAGCUCGAGAAAGUCGCGGAGAAGAAACGGGAGGUGGUGGUUGUGGGCGCUGGAGGUGGCUGUACAUCCGCGUUUAAGGAGGAGUACGCGGAGAAGGAGAAGGAGAAGAAUGUCGACGGUAGUGAUAAUGCCGGAGGAGAAACGGUUGCUGAAGACGGCGGCGAGACGAUGGUGGUGGAUUCGCCAGAAAGUGAUUACACUGAUUCAGGAUCCCAAGAACUGCAGAUAUUAUGUUCUAACCAUGAAGAAUGUGAGGCGCGCCAAGCCCAGAUCAAGAUGACAAAAGGGUUCGUGGCGAAAGAGCCAGUAAAGGGGCAAAUGGUGAAUGUUGUUAGAGGCCUUAAGUUGUACGAAGACAUAUUCACUGGUGGUGAGCUCUCAAAGUUGAAUGACUUUGUGAACGAACUCCGUUUGGCUGGUCGGGAUGGUGAACUCUCAGGAGACACCUACAUAUUAUACAAUCAGCAAGUGAAAGGGAACAAGAGAGAGUUGAUCCAGUUUGGGGUUCCCAUUUUUGGGCAGAUCAAAGAAGAUGCUACAGAUAAAUUUCAAAAGAGCUACAUUGAACCGAUUCCAGCUCUUCUUCAGGAUGUGAUCGAUCACUUGAUUCAGUGGCAUCAGAUUCCAGAGAACAGGAAACCCAAUAGCUGCAUCAUAAACUUCUUUGACGAGGGAGAGUAUUCUCACCCUUUCCUGAAACCACCUCACUUGGACCAGCCUCUCUCCAUCCUGCUCCUCUCAGAGUCAACAAUGGCGUUCGGUCGAACGCUCUUCAGUGAUAGUGAAGGGAACUACAAAGGACCCCUCACCCUCUCUCUCAAGGAAGGGUCUCUUUUAGUGAUGAGAAGAAAUAGUUCAGACACAGCAAGGCAUGCUAUGUGCUCCUCUCUAAACAGAAGGGUGAGCAUUUCUUUCUUCAGGGUGAGGAGUCUCAGACGGACCGAGGCUGAGAGUAGUUUCGAAUCCAUGACCUUAUGGCAAAGAGGGCUCACAGCUCCGUACACCAUGCAAGAUAGCUAUGAGCUUUUGGAUGGAAUCCCCAAAUGUGGCUUUCUGCAGUCUCCUGUCGUGAUGCUCGCGCCAGUGGGCCCAAUGGCUGUGAGUCCUGGAGGAACCCCACGUGGUGGCACCGGGGUUUUCCUUCCGUGGAGUGUCGGGUUGCCAAAACCUGCAAAGCACCUCCCACCACGCGCACAGAGACAGCGGUUUCUUCCUCUUCCUUCCACUCUAGAUACACAAAGUUGAAGAUUGGUGCUGUGAUUUUUGUAUGCAACAGCAACCUGCUAGAUAUUUUUUUUAGUUGAAUUUUGCAAUUAUUUAUGCUGCAAAGAAGCAAUUUUUCCAGCUGAGAAUAGUUGGUGCUUCUUUAGGGUUUACUCGGCUACGAUUCAAAUAGGUUUAGAAUCAGAAAUUUUAUAUUUUUGAAUUUCCCACAGUUGAGGUUGAGGGUUAGUUUAGGCAAGAGAGGGUUCAUUGUUGUAUCAACUUGUUUAUCUUCAGGUUGAAGUUUUUUUAUGAUUUAAAAAAUUAUUCCUUUUUGUCAGUAUA